Molecule: messenger RNA, 993 nt
Organism: Carassius auratus (goldfish)
Lineage: Eukaryota; Metazoa; Chordata; Actinopteri; Cypriniformes; Cyprinidae
Product: 28S ribosomal protein S33, mitochondrial-like
Exons: 3
Coding region: 466-786 (106 amino acids)
Cellular component (GO): mitochondrion
Source: RefSeq, a predicted model, not a curated record
UUUUUAUUUUGUAAUGAACUGUCCUCUAUCGCUAGGUCCUUUAAGCAGUAGUGUUUACAAAUAAAGAAAGAAAUGUUUAACAUAAAUAAGUCAUAUUAUAAAAGAUGGCUCUUCUUGUUAGACGUUCUAAUAUUUAACUUGGGGAAAUCUGAAGCGUGCAAAACGCAUAGUUCUGAACCUGUUAAACCCCAUAUUGUUCACAUUUCAAGGACCUGAGACGGAUGGGGAAGCGCGUUACCUGCUGCGCGCGUGCGCGUUGUUCACGUUCUUCUCCAAUGUGUGUUUGAGCGGAUGAAGGUUGAACUGUCAACUAUGAAUGAAUACUCAAACUAGUAACUGGAUAUAUUUUUUCGGUAUUUGAUAUCUGUUUACAUGCCUUUAUAACAAAGCAUACAUUUUCUGCUUCCUUCGGGAUAUUUGAAAGGGUAAGAAGAGAUUUUUGGAUCUGUUAUCCGCCAGGUGAAGAUGGCUGGUCUGUCUAGCUAUGCCCUGCGCAUGGCCCGUCUGAGCGCGCGGAUAUUUGGCGAUGUGGCCCGUCACACAGACUACAAAUCUAUGAAAGUGGUAGAGUUGUUUAAAGAACCCCCGCUGGCCCAGAGAAAAGAGGUGUACGACUGGUACCCCCCUCACAAGAUCUACUAUUCAAUGACCCAAAAGCUCAGAUUCAUGGGACUUUUCAGGGAUGAGCACCAGGAUUUCAAGGAAGAAAUGAGACGACUGAGGAAACUUCGGGGUAAAGGAAAACCCAAGAAGGGAGAAGGGAAGAGAGCCGCAAAGAAGAAGUAGACAAACCAGCGAAUUUCAGCUAUUCAUGAAUGGACAUUAUGAACAGAGAAUCCGAUGAAGAAACUCUGUACAUGAGUUGUAUCUGUAUGGACGACAGUACAUGUUUAUGAUUUAAGUGACACGUUCUAUUAACGGAGAUGACGGGGAAACAAAAACACAUGCUAAAUUCACCAUUGUCUGUGAUGGAAAUAAAUGUUAAUUUUUGUA